GUAACUUAGUUGUACCAAGGGAAGAUGGCGGACAGAAUAACACAACUACAAGAUGCUCUAAACCAGCUUGCUGAUCAGUUCUGUAAUAGUAUUGGUAUUCUCCAACAAAGUGCCAAACCUGGUCAGUUUCCUGGCUUCGAAAGAUCAACAACUAUAGAUGAUAAAUCUAUUCAACAAGCAGGACAUGCAGCACUUUUUGCAACUCUUAUUGCCAGAACUGCCAAGGAUAUAGAUUAUCUUAUUGAUUCUUUACCAAGUCAAGAUUGUUCUCCAGAAUUACAGGCUGCAAGUCUGCAGAAGCUGGAGGCAGAGAACCAAGAGGCAGGCAAAAAACUUGAGGAGGUUGUGAGAAAAGGAGAAAAAUUACUGGAGUUGAUCCAAAAGGCUUUGGAUGAAAUAGCGACCUCCAAGCUUUCCUUGUCAGAAACAAUAUAAUGUCAAAAUUUUUGCAACACGAAAUGAACAAGUCAGAAGUCAGUUGUCCUCUUUUGUCAACAUCUGAACGUUUAGCUUCAAGCUUUUACUCUUGGGCCAAAAGCUUUCAUUCAAGAUGUAUCUGAAAAUUGACAAAGGAUAGGCACAAAACAAUAUUGUUGCAAGAAAUGGGUAAGGCCAGCAAGGAUCCCUCUGAAAGAGGCCAAGACUCAUUGCAACCAGUUCCCUCAUACAGUAAUGUGAAGUUGGACUUAGGAAGUGAUGUGCAUGACAAUAAGAUUGGAAUGUUCAAAAGACAAGUAUUCAUUUACUCCUAGUAUACAACUUUGCUAAAAGAGGACAGUGCCUGUCAUUCAUUCUACCAAGGUUGUAAUAACUAUAAAAGUGAAUAGUAUAAUAGUAUAGGAGAGAAAGGAAGAUGGUAGUGAAACUCUCAGACUCGAUGCUUUGAUUUUUGAGAGUUCAGAGCUAGAAUUAAAGAGUUGUGUGUACAAAAGGCAUGUAACGUAAGAUUAUUUAUAUCACAUAGGAAAACAACUGCAAAAAUAUGAGACAUUUAUGACAUCUUGAUCUACUAAGAAGCAUAAAAUGUUAAAAAAUGUAAAA
This is a messenger RNA of Actinia tenebrosa (Australian red waratah sea anemone), 1041 nucleotides long. Its product is annotated as mediator of RNA polymerase II transcription subunit 21. Gene Ontology annotation, biological process: regulation of transcription by RNA polymerase II. Lineage: Eukaryota; Metazoa; Cnidaria; Anthozoa; Actiniaria; Actiniidae. Gene Ontology annotation, cellular component: mediator complex. Gene Ontology annotation, molecular function: transcription coregulator activity. The record is from RefSeq and is a predicted model, not a curated record.